AUGCAUUACGCCAGCAGUAGCUGCUUCCUGCAUGGUGACUACGUGCGAGCUUCUGUGUUUGCGGCCCGGGCGCUGGCGGCUUUUACCGUGUGCGAGGGUGCUGAGGGCCAGAAUGCGCGGGCCUAUCGCGGCCUGAGGCAGGGUCUCGACAGUACCAUACGAUCUAAGAAGCCGCUGGCUGUGGUCGCCCGAGCAGUAGUCUAUUCCACGAAAGCAAGGUGCACACUAAGCCCGAAGAGCAAGGAGCGAAGAAGUACACCCUAA
Molecule: messenger RNA, 264 nt
Organism: Pyricularia grisea
Lineage: Eukaryota; Fungi; Ascomycota; Sordariomycetes; Magnaporthales; Pyriculariaceae
Exons: 2
Coding region: 1-264 (87 amino acids)
Source: RefSeq, a predicted model, not a curated record